This is a messenger RNA of Pelmatolapia mariae (spotted tilapia), 7039 nucleotides long. It is a transcript of the gene frmd3, whose product is annotated as FERM domain containing 3. The transcript has 15 exons. NCBI's taxonomy places the organism in Eukaryota, Metazoa, Chordata, Actinopteri, Cichliformes, Cichlidae. Gene Ontology annotation, molecular function: cytoskeletal protein binding. The record is from RefSeq and is a predicted model, not a curated record. The coding region runs from base 543 to 2414 and encodes 623 amino acids. Gene Ontology annotation, cellular component: cytoskeleton.
AUGGAAGGUAAAGAUGCCGUUUUUGCAGCAUCAGCAGCCUCUGAAAUAAUAACACUUGUUAUAACUGUUAACUAGUUAUAAUCAAAGGGUAUCCACAGGGCAGGGCAAUCUACACUCGCCAGGUCUCCCGUGUCAUUUGGACGUGAUUGCAAUGAGGAGCAAUGAGAAGGGUUACAAGACACUUGUGAAGUGGGGUUGAGCCAGAGGGAGAGAGAGAGAGGGGGAGGAGGAGGAGUAGAGGGAAAACCAUCCUCCGUCCUGUAGAUCCAUCAGUGGGCAGGCUGGAGACGGAUGAAAGCUCUCCUCCCAUCCUUCUCUGCUGCAUCCAUCCGCUCUCUUAUCCAUCCAUCUAUCCAUCCACCACCCCAUCCACCCAUUCAUCUCCAAGGGCGUCUCAAGGGGUGACAAGACCCGACUGAACGGCAAUGUAUACGCGGACGCGUGCGUGUGCGUGAGUCAUCCGUGUGCGUGAGCCUCUGUGCGCGUCUGGUCUUGUCUGUGGAACCUCCGACAUGAGGGGCUGAAACAGAACCGACAGAAGGAUGAAAAUGCUCCGGUUUCGCAGCCCCAGCCUCCGCUCCUUGGACCAGGAGAUCCUCUGUACGAUCCGGUUACUGGACGACUCCGAGAUCUCCUGCAGCAUUCAGAGAGACACCAGAGGCCAGUUCCUGUUGGACCAUGUGUGCAAUCACUACAACCUGCUUGAGAAAGACUACUUUGGUAUUCGAUAUGUAGAUCCCGAGAAACAAAGGCACUGGCUGGAGCCCAAUAAACCCGUAGUGAGGCAGAUGAAGUCAGCUCAGCAGCCGUACACGAUGUGCUUCCGGGUCAAGUUUUACCCGCAUGAGCCAAUGAAAAUCAAGGAAGAGCUCACCAGGUAUCUCCUGUACCUUCAGUUGAAGAGAGACAUCUAUCAUGGUCGUCUACUGUGUCCUUUUGCUGAAGCUGCAUAUCUGGGAGCCUGCAUCAUACAGGCUGAGCUUGGGGACUAUGACCCAGAGGAGCACCCAUCAGACUACAUCAGAGACUUCAAGCUGUUCCCUAAACAAUCCCUCAAACUGGAGAGGAAGAUUAUGGAAAUUCACAAGAAUGAGCUCAGGGGCCAGUGUGCUGCACUAGCAGAGCUGAACAUGCUCCAAAGGGCUCACAGUCUUGAAACAUAUGGAGUCGACCCUCACCCAUGCAAGGACUUCACAGGCUCUACUGCCUUUCUUGGGUUCACAGCCACAGGUUUUGUGGUCUUCCAGGGAAACAAGAGGAUUCACCUCCUCAAAUGGGCUGACGUUAGCAAGUUGAAGUUUGAAGGAAAAACCUUUUACGUCAUUGGCAUUCAGAAAGAGAAGAAGCUGGUGUUGACAUUUCACACCUCGACCCCUGCAGCGUGUAAGCACUUAUGGAAGUGCGGGGUGGAGAACCAGGCCUUUUACAAGUGUGCAAAGUCAAGUCAGAUAAAAACAGUUUCCAGCAGUAAUAUCUUCUUCAAAGGCAGCAGGUUCAGAUACAGUGGCAGAGUAGCCAAGGAAGUGAUAGAAGCCAGCUCCAAAAUUCAGAGAGAGCCACCAGAAGUGCGCAGAGCUCAGUUUGGUCAGAGUCGAAGUUUUAACUCUCUGAGCCAUAAAAAUCUCAUCAUGAACAUGGAACCUUUGGUACCUGCACUGCCCUCCACCAACGAAUACGAAGAGACGGCCGUGGACAGCGGUGUUGCUGCUGUGAAGGACUCGGUCCCCCUGUCUCCCCUCAAAUCUUCAGCUGGGUCUGCAGAUGCAGAGCAGCAAAGUACUGAAGCAGGAAACUCUGCUUCGGGCAAUGACUUGCAGCCUCGUGUUUCCAUGGAAACCUCAAGUCUCCGACCUCAAACGCCCAAAGCUGAACAUGAAUUGGAGGAAGACGAUGAGGCCAGCGGCCCACUGACCAUUUCUGAGCUUACUUACAGUCCCUGUGCCAGCAUGCUUCCCACCCCAGUGGAAGAUAGCCAGGGAGGAGUCGACUUGCUCUUCUCCUCUCCAGUUCAAAGCCCCGCCAGGUUGCUGAGGGAGCUCCAUGCUGAUCCCGACAUCCAGGCCCAGCUGGAGGCCGAGAGGGAGCGAGACAGGGCCUACGAGCGCAGCCGCCUGGCUGCGAGAAGUCGAAUGAGUGGAGUCCUGACCAGCAGUCUGCGCCUACUGUCAUCCAAUGACAGAGUCAAUGCUUGCGUGUUGAGCGUGGCCCGCUUUGUCGCUGUGGUAAUGGGGGUCCUGCUCGUCACCGUGCCCACACUGCUGCUGCUGCUGGAGUCAGAUAUUGAUGUGUCCUUCCUCCAUGAGAUCCGGCAGACACCGGAGUUUGAGCAGUUUCACUACGAGUAUUACUGCCCGCUCCGACGUUGGAUCCUGUGUAAGAUCAGCAUGGCCAUGGAGAACCUGUGGUCAGACUAAGAUGGGAAAAGACAUCCAAAAAAAGAGCAGAGAGAAGAGUCACUGUGAGGAAAACAAAUACGUCCAAGUGUAUGUCUUAACAUGUGAUUUAAUCUUAUAUUUAAUCUAGUAUUCAGCCAAAACACCAGUCUGCCAAAGAGAUGAAAUGAGACUUUCUAGUUUAUGCAACACUACGUUGGCUCACAAAAUUCUUGUUGGAUGUUUAAUUUAAAAAAAUCAAUUACAUUUCUGUCAGGAUCCCUAAAAUGAGGCAAAACACUGGAACAAGAGCAUUUGUUUCACCUCUUUGGCUGCGUAAUUUGCUGCUUGGAAGAGAGAAAUACGAUUUUAAUAGUAGCAUUUAGUCACUUGUUAAGAUAAACACUUCAGAUAGUGAUGAAGUGAAAAGAGAGGACAGUAGAUGCUCAAGGAGGAACUUGUGGAAAGGGAUGUAAUGGACAUAGAAAAAGUCACAAAAAGAAGAAAUUUGAAUGGCUGUUCACUCCUGAUGCUGAUAAGUUGAUGCGGAGACUCUCCACGAACCUUUCUGAUUGGUUCCUGUCCUUGGAGCAGAGCACCCGAUUGGUCACAGAGCCUGUCAGUCAUGACGGAGUGGGUGGACGCAGAAAGCUAUGAUUGAUUAGUCACUGAACAACAACAUCCACAGUCAGAGGUACAUUAUAUAAAUAUAUACAUAUAUAUUUAAAAAAAAAAAAAAAAGAGAGAGAUAUUGAUAAUAAUGGCAAUUUAAAAAACUUGUUUUUAACAUUUUGUACAUUUUUAUGUGAUCAGAUCUUUCAGGAAUUUUUCAGUCAGAGGAUCUACUUUGAGCUUAUUUUCAAAUUAAUAGUUUACAAAAGAUUACAAAAAAAAGCGAAUUUACUGAGAUUUAUCAGGGUGUGAGUGUUGAGAAAUUUAAACUAUUUUUUAGGACUACCACCAACAGUUGUUGGCUUGGUAGCACCCUGGCUUUUUCCUACAGAGGCUAUAGCACAAAUCUUUUACACUGAUCACUGAUUACAACUGUUUCAGAUUACGUGAUGUCAUUUUGGAAAGAUGAGGAAGGCCGGAGAGAAACUCUCAGCUUGUUUUCUUUGAUAAAAUGUGUUUCGAUGAAAGUGUAAAUGUCAUCUGAACUAAAUGUUAGCUCAUUAGUUUACGGUCGCUCAUGCAUCUUUAAACACUGUGGACAGAGUCUGCGGUAAAAAUAUGAAAAAAGGAAGAAAAGGUUACAUGGAAGUUUAUGAGGGAAAAUGAUCGUGGAAUUAAGGUUCAUUUUUGAUUAGUCAGCAAUAUGCUACUUCACAGGGAGCUGUGCAUAAGUUUCAGGAGAAACUAAAGAUGGGUUGAUGUGGCUGACUCAAGAGUGUGCUCCAACGACACUGUGACUAGAUGAUACACAGUGGGACAAGUGAUGCGUUUAAUGGCCUGAAACCGCUCAUGAAGGUAAUGUAUUGGCGCGGUUGCAGUUGCAGUUAUUAAUCUUGCAGAAUAAGAUCACCAGUUAGGUCACAAACACAGUCAUUGGAGUACAUUUCUAAAAGGUUCUGUGGUUGCAUCAUGUUGAGUAUUUAUCUUUGGAUGUGACCAAAGACAGACGUAUCAUGUUGCAGUGUAUCAUGGGAUUCUGGUUUGAGGAGAUUUAAGGUUCUGUUCAUGGAUAUAUGCUUCUGAUUUGGCUGAAGUAUUUACCCCAAUCAGUCACCAAAUAAACUAAAACCACUUUCCUAGCACGUGCACAGGUCCUGGCAAAAUCCUCUGAGAGUGAGCAUUAACGAUCCUCUGUUUCCUGGGAAUGCUUGAUCAGAUUGGGACCUAAGGAUAUUGGAUGACAGGUCAGCACUGCUUUAUUUGCUUUACUUGAUAGAUAUCAAAGUAUACACAGGAAAACUGAUCUGGACCAGAGAGUGUAGGAUUUUGGAAAUUAUUCACAUUUGUCUGCCAUGAAAGUAUAAAAGGUGAGGUCAAAUAUAAAGCAAGUCAAGGUUUCUGUGUGUGUGCUGUCUGUAUAGAUGAUCUCAAAAGUGUCACUAAGUAAAAGUUUACUUUUUGGACCUUACAGCCAUUAACUUGUUGGUUGAACCUAUGACGAUGGCUGUCUGUUACAACAUAGUGACUCUGAAUGAAAGUGAUGCUAAAUGGCUUCAGAUCAAAUGAAAACAGAUGUAGUUGUGUCCGAAAUGUAGUUUGAUUUGGAUCAACUUCUCAGGAAAGGGCAUUUAUGCAGUUUAUGUUAAAAAAUUAAAAAGUCAUUAAUUAAAAAAAAAUGCAUAUACACACCAUGUAAUUUAUCCAUAACCUUUAUCUCAUAUGUCUUGCUAUUUAGAAUAACCAAGCACUGUAGGUGAAGUUAGACAUUAAUAUGUUGGCUGACUGUCUGUGUUGUUGUAGCAUAAUUUCACAUAACUAAUGUAUGCAUCCAUGUCAGUUUCAUUAAAAUACUACACAAAACUCCUUCUCUGAGAGCCUGUACGUGCAGUUUGGCCUUCAUAGAUAAACUUCAAUGCUCUUUGCACUACUAUCACAACUGGGAAUGGCAACACAGUAUAAUUUCUAGCCAGUCUCGAGGGUCUAUUACAAAAUCAUCACUUAAAGUUGAUUUUUCCACUCCUCGUACUCUUUGUAAGUGAGCUGCUACAGAGGCUUCUGCAGUGCACAGCCCUCACAUUCUCUUCUAUCUAUUCUGCCUCAUGUUAUCAGCUGUGUUGUCGUGUAACUGUGGACUUUAUGCAUUAAGAAGCUUUAUGCAUAUAUAGCAGAUAUGCAGUAACAACAGGAACAAGUUUAUUUGAGGACAAAGCAUUUAUUUUCCUACUACAGCACAUGCACUGAGUUUCAAAGGUGAAACUGAGCAAAGGGCCAAAUGACUCUGAUGACGAUGUUUGCAUCUAACGCUGCAGAUUCUGAGAUUUUUUUUUUUUUAAAUGGCUUCACUCGAGUGAACAAAGCUGAUCUGUAUGCACUGAUCAUCUCUGUCUUCAUAGCGUGUAUGCACAGGCAUCAAAGUGCUCAAGAGAUUCACCACAGAUUAAAAGACUCUUCACGGCUCUAAAGAUGCAGGCCUUGGUUCUUUAUUUCUGUGCUCCACCUUCCUGCAGUUAAACCAGGGAAUCUAUCUUUUUUGGUUCCUUUUGCUGACCUCUCAGUGCAAGUUGCAUGCCCUUCAUCUGUAAAUACUAUGUUUAUAGCUGUGGCAAAAGAAAAAAACAGUCUGGUCAAAGAUUUCCUUUCUUUCUUUCCUCUGUGUGUCUUGUCUGUGUAAAGCAAUCCACUGUAGAUUACAGGCUUGGCUGUCUCAACCAUCUUAGAUAAAUGCAUGUUCUCUGUGUUUUUACCAAGAGGAGAAACUGAUGAUCUUUUUGAAACCAAAAACCACUUUGCAGUGAUCUUUGGACUUCAUUUUAGUCACUCACUUCCCAACAUAGGCUACAGGUGGUUGCUAACUGUGUUAACUUUUUCUGAGUAUAAGACGUUGGCUCCUUGGAAGAAGUAAUAUUCUCAUUCCAUGAAGAGCAGCUCCUCUAGUUAGCUACAUUGUACUUUUGCUGUGUGCUUGUACAUCAUUAAAGCCAGACUUCAUUGCUAACAGAGCAUGCUAGCAUAUUAGCCACUGAUGCCAUGCAAGGCUAGAUUUCAUUCACUUUCACUUCACAGAACUGAAUUUAAUCUCACUUAUCAAAGUAUUAAUUCCAAUUUGCUCAGAUCUUUAGUUUGUAACUAGAAAAUUAGAAUCAACCACUGACUCAUUGCAAACAACAGAAAGGCCUUUGGGGUCUAUUUGAUACUGUAGCACUAUGUUAGUCUGUAGCUCAUUUAUACAUUAACAGCCUUUAAGAAAAGGGGAAUUGAACCACUUUGAGAUUCAGCUCUUUUUUUUUAGCUACAGAACUUGGGUUUCUGCUAUUGGCAAACAGCAUACAGGAUGGACUGAGAGAACAACGUUUGUUGCCUAAUUAUAAAGAAAACUGUGAUAAAGAAAAAAAUAGUAAAGUAAAAAAAUAUCACAUACCAUUUGAUGUCACGUCUGAGUGCAAAUUCAGAAGAUACCGGCAUGAGUCAAGUAUUUACAAACCUUAAAUUUAACAGCCUUUCUACAUAUCUGGAAAGUUAACAGCAAAAUCGCUUAACUAACACUUGGAAAUCAGAUUGUUUAAAACUACUAUACACAACCGAAUACACUAGUACAUGUUUUAAUUCAUUUAUUUAAGAUUUUAAAUAUUUGAACUCAGGUCUACUAUAUGCAAAACUACUGGACAUCACAUGGUAGAGCAAAAUAAACUGUAUAUUAUUUCAGUGUUGUGUGGGCAUGUACAGUAGUAGCAGAAUCUCUUGCAUGGUCCCUGUAUUGUUUUGAUUGUUAUUGUUAAAUCUGAUUGUUUUGUUGUUUUAUCAGUUAGUCAAAUCAUUUUGUUGUUUCUUUUUUGUCAUUUUGUCACUUUUAAUAAUAAACUCUGGGAGAUUUGAUUUAGGAAGAGUCAGAAAAAAGGGGAAAACCAUCCCUCGAGUAACGACCCCCCCUCUCUACUGGGACAACCAAGCCUUAUGAACUUUGUGAAGUGAACAUUUUGAAUGUUUGUAUGUUAUAACAAAAAACAUGGUUUGUUUUAUAUGUUAAUACUGCCACAAUAAAGCUCCCUGAUGAAUAU